AUGUCUUCCGGCACGUCUCGAGGCCAUUUGAUCGUCUUCGAAGGUCUCGAUCGCUCCGGCAAGAGCACUCAAUGCGCACGACUGGUAGAUCACCUCCGCUCUCAAGGCAAAGAAGUCUUCCAUCAACGCUUUCCGGACCGGACGACUGUGAUCGGACAGAUGAUCAACAGCUAUCUCAGUGGGACAUCAUCGCAGGAGGACCAUGCCAUUCAUCUCUUGUUUUCAGCAAACCGCUGGGAGGCCUCCGAAUCGAUAAGACAGCACAUUGAAAGGGGAACUACUGUGGUCGUUGAUCGAUAUUACUACUCUGGUUGUGUCUACUCUGCAGCCAAGCAGAAUCCUGCCAUGGACCUUGCGUGGUGUCGGCAUCCUGAGAUUGGCUUGCCACGUCCCGACUUGUGUCUGUUUCUGGACAUCGCUGCUGAGGAGGCUGCUAAACGCGGUGGCUUUGGCACCGAACGAUACGAGAAACAGGAACUUCAGGACAGAGUGCGAGACUUGUUUGCCGAGUUGCAAACUCAUCCGGACGAGGCUGAAGACAUCGUCGUGAUUGAUGCUGGUCAGAGUGUCGAGACAGUAGAGCAAAGCAUUCACGACGCAGUAGGACGCCGGCUCGAUGGAGAGCAUGCUGUCGGCCCAGUGAGAUACAUUCAACCGUGGUGA
Molecule: messenger RNA, 663 nt
Organism: Zymoseptoria tritici IPO323
Lineage: Eukaryota; Fungi; Ascomycota; Dothideomycetes; Mycosphaerellales; Mycosphaerellaceae
Exons: 1
Coding region: 1-663 (220 amino acids)
Biological process (GO): dTDP biosynthetic process; dUDP biosynthetic process; dTTP biosynthetic process
Cellular component (GO): cytoplasm; nucleus; cytosol
Molecular function (GO): dTMP kinase activity; ATP binding
Source: RefSeq, a predicted model, not a curated record